This is a messenger RNA of Saprolegnia parasitica CBS 223.65, 813 nucleotides long. RefSeq lists its product as hypothetical. The record is from RefSeq and is a predicted model, not a curated record. NCBI's taxonomy places the organism in Eukaryota, Oomycota, Saprolegniomycetes, Saprolegniales, Saprolegniaceae. The transcript has 6 exons. The coding region runs from base 56 to 748 and encodes 230 amino acids.
ACGAUAUCGAAGAAGGAGCUCAUUUCCGCACUCGAGUUACUACGGUACCAGCAGCAUGAGCAACCCGUUCGAGGACCCGUCAGUGAAGGCCGCGUCCUUCGAGCCUGCGACCUCGGUCCCGCUGGCGACCCCCGUCGUCGCUGCCUCGCCGGCGAGAGGCUCGAUUCCGCCGACGAGCCUGCCGCCAACAAACCAAAUCGCGAUUCCUGUCGCGGAUUCGCCGGCGCCCCACGAGAACCUCAUGGAAGAAAUGGGCUCCUCCAUCAAGCAGACCAAUUCGUCGACCAUCUUGCGCGUCAUGCAGCUCGGCAACGUGAUCCUCGCGGCCGGAACCAUCACGGCCGGUGUCAUGUCCUGGGUCGCAGGCCACGUGACGGACUUCCAGACCUUUAUUGCCAGCACGUACAUCAUUCUCUUUGGAUUUCUCUUGCUCGGGUUUGAGCUCCGCACGGACCGCCUCGAUGAGAUCAUGCGUCACAACUUCGGCUUUAUGUACGGCUACAAGACGCGCACGAUCUUCCUCCUCUUCAUUGCCAUUUGGCCCCUCUCCAUGGGCGGGUACUGGCUGACGAUUCUGGACGCGGUCUUGCUCUUCCUGAACGCCUUCUUCAACUUCUUCGUCGUCUAUCAUCACCCCGCGUUUUCGGGCGACGCGCCCCCCGAGUACCAGCCCACGACGCUGCCCAAGCUCCCAUUUCGCCCGGGCUCGCCGACCGCGGUCGUGCAACCCAGCAGCAACGUCGUGUAGAAGAAGCAGGACAGUUGACGACGCUAGCAAUAUAAACAAUCUAUAUUUCCCUUGCUUCCUUCCAA